This is a messenger RNA of Tilletiaria anomala UBC 951, 452 nucleotides long. RefSeq lists its product as uncharacterized. The record is from RefSeq and is a predicted model, not a curated record. The transcript has a single exon. Lineage: Eukaryota; Fungi; Basidiomycota; Exobasidiomycetes; Georgefischeriales; Tilletiariaceae. The coding region runs from base 180 to 419 and encodes 79 amino acids.
GACACGCACAACUGAGCCGAGACGUACAUCUCUACAAAAAGUCUGACGACUCCAUUAGCCACGUACGCGAGUUCAAGAUGUGGAGCGCUUCGCUACAUUACCUUGUAUCCAAUUGCCCAUCCACUGCAAUGGAAUCGACAACUUGUCCACUAUGUUACAUCACCUGUGCUACAUCCUAGAUGUGUACCUCUUCGAGUUGCUGUCUUCUGCGCGCCCUCGACUUGGCCACUUCGCAUCCCUUCCGCAAUAAAUUGCAUAAUGGUUGGUCUCAACACCACUCCACACCACACCGUCGCGCCGGAGCCUCGUUCCGAGGUGCCUGCCGGCUUGGCGAGAUUGCGACAGUGCCACUUUCGCAAAGCAAAGCCCCUCGGAGGGUCCCGAAGGGACGAGAUCACACAAGGCGAUUAAAACUGUGACUUCCAGAUUGGAUUCUUACACUCUCACAGCAU